This is a messenger RNA of Salvia miltiorrhiza (redroot sage), 1603 nucleotides long. RefSeq lists its product as uncharacterized. NCBI's taxonomy places the organism in Eukaryota, Viridiplantae, Streptophyta, Magnoliopsida, Lamiales, Lamiaceae. Gene Ontology annotation, molecular function: NAD+ binding; oxidoreductase activity, acting on the CH-OH group of donors, NAD or NADP as acceptor. The transcript has 7 exons. The record is from RefSeq and is a predicted model, not a curated record. Bases 443 to 1330 code for a protein of 295 amino acids. Gene Ontology annotation, biological process: fatty acid metabolic process.
GGUGCGCCAUUCUAUGAUUGUUUGAGCUGCCCAAACAAAUUCUACUCGGAGUUGAGGUAACUGUGUUUCUUUCAUCUCUUCUUCUAUUUUCUCUUUUUCUCGUUGGAAUGUGUUGUUGCUGUAACUGGAGCAGUGGAGUGUGUGCGUGGAGGAUGUGGUUGCCGGUGGUGGCAGGCGGCGGCUGAAGGAAGGAGGAGAAUAGAUCAUUUUAUAUAUUUGCAUAUCGGGCGACGAAGUAAUUGUACGGAGAAGUCUCGCAGCAGAGGAUUCUGUUCGCGUGAUUCUUUGCUUGAGUUUUUACUCAAAAGUUUCAGCGUCAAUUUCGGCAUCUCGCAAUUGACAGAGGCCGAGUCGGCCAACCCACGGCCGGCGACAGAGGAAUUGAAGGGGGAAGGUGGCGGCGGGGGAAUUAUGAUAUUGAGGAAUAAGUCUGCAAGGAUCUAUGUCGAGUCGCCACGGUCUCCCGCUCGAAGAUGUUAAAAUGUGUGUUGGUGUUGUGGGAAGUGGCCAAAUGGGUUCGGGAAUCGCACAGCUCGCAGCAGUGAAUGGCUGUGAGGUGUGGCUUCAUGACUCCGACUCUGUGGCUCUCUCAAAAGCACGUGAAUCUAUCUCCUCGAGAAUCGAAAACAUGGUCCUCAAAGGCCAUCUCACUAAGGAAAAAGGCGCUGAAGCUAUAAGGAACUUGAGGUUUACUUCAAAUAUUGAGGAUUUUCACUCUGCGGAUAUGGUAAUUGAGGCCAUUGUGGAGUCGGAGGAUGUGAAGAAGAAGUUGUUUAUUCAAUUAGACAACAUUGUUAAAAGUUCGUGUAUCUUGGCAUCAAACACCAGCUCAAUCUCAAUUACUAGAUUAGCUUCUGUGACCAGCCGGCCAAGCCAGGUUAUAGGCAUGCAUUUUAUGAAUCCUCCACCCGUUAUGAAACUAGUUGAGAUAAUUCGAGGACAUAGUACAUCAGAUGAUACAUUCAAUGCCACAAAAUUGUUGGCAGAGAGGUUUGGCAAGAAGAUUGUUUGUUCCCAGGAUUUCUCCGGCUUCAUUGUAAAUCGUAUUCUAAUGCCGAUGAUAAAUGAAGCAUUUUAUGCACUGUACACGGGUGUGGCAACGAAGGAGGACAUCGAUGCAGGAAUGAAGCUGGGAACAAACCAUCCGAUGGGUCCGUUGGAACUCGCUGAUCACAUCGGACUCGAUGUUUGCUUGUCAAUAAUGAAAGUCCUCCAUGCGGGCUUAGGGGAGAGUAAGUAUCUGCCCUGCCCUUUGCUCACGCAGUACGUCGACGCCGGUCGCCUUGGUAGGAAGAAGGGCGUCGGUGUGUACAAUUACAGUAAAAUGUGAAGAGUUCUUCUCUGCAACUCUAGGGAUCUCAGCUCUGCCUUGUUAGUGAUCAAAAAUGUAGAUUCAAUAAUAGGUGUUGUUGUCCCAUGUGGUUAUCUCUUCUGCUUAAAAAUGUGUACGAGCUGAAAAUUUGUUUUGCAAUAAUACAGAAAGAAACUUAUAAGAAAGCAACGGAUGUAAGUGUACGUUUAGACAAGAACUACAUUGUAUUAUGUAUUUAUGUUUUACAUUUGAUUUAAAAAUUGAAGAGUAAAAUAAGAUGUUGCCAGAUCA